Molecule: messenger RNA, 1228 nt
Organism: Dentiscutata erythropus
Lineage: Eukaryota; Fungi; Glomeromycota; Glomeromycetes; Diversisporales; Gigasporaceae
Source: the annotation of a GenBank genome assembly
AUGACAGCUUGUUUUAGCACUGGCCAAGUUCGUAAAAUAGCUAUCAUUGUUGCCUCUGUUUUAGUAUGGCAAUAUGCAAUAACGGCUGCUGAUUUAUUUCUCCAUGCCAAUGCCAUCGAAAAUUCACAACGACUACCAGGAUUAAUAAUCUCUAGUAUGAGAUCACUAGAAAUUGCAACUAAUUGUGAUGAAACAGAAUUGUUAAACAACAAUUGUAUAUCAAACAAACGCGGAAUCCUUUAUAUAACUAAAUCUCUAGAAGUAUACCGGAAUGCGAGCAAUUCCUUUAAAGUUUGGCGUAGUGAUAACGGCAUUUACUUUUUACAUUCACCACCUCAAGAGAAUGCCUAUUCAUAUUCAGGAUCUGGUAUCUUUUUACAAUCUUCUUGUAUACCUAUAAGCAGUGUAUGUAAUUUAAAGGCUAAAAACAGUACCGUGACAGAUUUCUUUUGUCCUGAAUCAUUAUGGUCUGUUUCAGGCAAUGUAUUGGAUACUUCCCUUAUAGGAUAUACAGGAGAUAUAUAUUCAAACGUUACCAGUACGAUUUUUAAUUCGAAUUUGGGAAAAUACGAAGCUUCUAAUCCUACACAUGCAAUUAUUUAUAUACACUACAGUAAAAGUCCUUCAACGAAUUAUGACUCUGAAUUUGUAACUAAUGUUAAUGGUAACAUUACAAUUCUAUUACACUGUCAAACAUACGCCUCAAUAGUCGAUUAUAAAGUUACUCUUGGAUUACUGGAGGCAUUUCCAUCAGAAAAUCUGACAAGUUCACAAAUGUUUAUUCUUAGCGUUGCAUCAGGGUUAACUCCAUUGAUGCAUCGUGCUAAAGAUGAUGUCGAACUUAUAACGUAUGAAGGCAAUAGUACAUUAUUUGCUAAUCUAUUUGCUCAACAAUGGGCUCAAGCAACUGUCGCUAGAUUUAGCGGUAUAGUUCAAGAAAAUGGAACGGAUGGUGGAUAUUCUUAUGUGCUUGAAAUAAUUAAAGACCAAACUAUUACAUCACUUUCGGCUAUCUUAAUAUAUACCACUGUUAUAAUAAUCCCACUAUUAAUUUUCUCCUAUAUUUGCCUUUAUUCUCUAUUCAAUCGACAUUUAAACUGGAUACUUGCUGAAUUUUUCUGCACACCACGGAGGUUACUCUAUCAUGUAUUGAUUGGAAAUCAUUAUGUAGAUGAUGGUUGUUUGAAAAGUUCAAUAGUGCAAGAGGGAAAACUUAAAACUAUAAAGU